AUGGUUCAGAUUUCAAGAUCGAAUGCCAACAUCUUGAGGAAACCUUUCCUGGAUAUUGUUUGCCUUCCGGCGACAGAAAUUGAUGAUAAAGUUGAUUUGGACUUUUCGGAUGUUUUCGGUCCACUUCCAAGCCAAGAAACAGAAGAUGAUGAAGAUGACGUCAAAGAUGACGAUUGUGUGUCAAAUUUAAAGGCAAUAGGGAUUGAGGACUUUGAGGUUCUGAAGAUGGUUGGUCAAGGUGCAUUCGGUAAAGUUUAUCAAGUGAGGAAGAUUGGAUCGUCAGAAAUUUUCGCUAUGAAAGUCAUGAGAAAAGAUAAGAUUGUGGAGAAAAACCAGGCUGAGUAUAUCAUUGCUGAAAGGGAAAUACUAACAAAAGUUGAUCAUCCCUUCAUUGUUCAGCUUAGGUAUUCUUUCCAGACAAAGUAUAGACUUUACCUUGUGCUUGACUAUGUUAAUGGAGGCCAACUUUUUUUUCAACUACAUCGCCAAGGCUUAUUCAGAGAGGAUUUGGCGCGGAUCUUUGCCGCGGAGAUUGUCUCCGCGGUAUCUCAUCUCCACGCGAAUGGCAUCAUGCAUAGGGACCUGAAGCCGGAGAACAUUCUUUUGGAUGCAGAGGGGCACGCUAUGUUAACCGAUUUUGGGCUCGCAAAGCGAUUUGAAGGCGAAACGACUAGAUCCAACUCAAUGUGCGGAACUUUAGAGUACAUGGCUCCAGAAAUUCUUCUUGCCAGAGGGCAUGAUAAGGCUGCUGAUUGGUGGAGUGUUGGAGUUUUGUUGUACGAGAUGUUAACCGGGAGGCCGCCUUUCAUUGGAGGGAACCGGCAGAAGAUGCAGCAAAAGAUUAUCAAGGACAAAAUCAAGCUCCCAGCUUAUCUAUCAACUGAAGCGCAUUCACUGUUGAAAGGGUUGUUGCAUAAGGAAGCAAGCAAGCGGCUUGGAAGCGGAUCAGGAGGUAGCGAGGCGAUACGAUCUCAUAAAUGGUUCAAGUGCAUAAACUGGAACAAGUUGGAGGCUCGCGAAAUUCGGCCGAGUUUUCUUCCCGAAGUUGGUGGAAUGCAAUGCACAGCGAACUUUGCGGAUUGCUGGACUAAGAAGCCUGUUAUAGAUUCUCCAGCUGGUAGUCCAAAUUGCGCCGAGAAUCCCUUCUUGGGGUUCACUUAUGUGAGACCACCAGCUUUAUUUCUACAAUUUUCUUAG
Molecule: messenger RNA, 1197 nt
Organism: Oldenlandia corymbosa var. corymbosa
Lineage: Eukaryota; Viridiplantae; Streptophyta; Magnoliopsida; Gentianales; Rubiaceae
Source: the annotation of a GenBank genome assembly